AUGCGUGACUACUUCGUUGAAGACUCAAAGUUUGACGAACCAUUAUUUCGUCAUCGUUUUCACAUGAGCAAAAGGUUGUUUUUGAAGAUUGUUGGUGAUAUUGAAGCUAACUUUAGCUACUUUCAAGAGGGGUACGACGCACGGAGUAAAAAAAGUUGUAGCGCUCUUCAAAAGUGCACAUCGGCGAUCAAGCAACUGUCUACGGGUGAACCUUCAGACGCGUAUGACGAGUAUUUAUGUAUGGUUGCUAGAACGGGACGCGAAACCAUGGAGUACUUUUGUGAUGCGGUCGUUAAUUUGUAUCAAAAGUAG
Molecule: messenger RNA, 312 nt
Organism: Erigeron canadensis
Lineage: Eukaryota; Viridiplantae; Streptophyta; Magnoliopsida; Asterales; Asteraceae
Exons: 1
Coding region: 1-312 (103 amino acids)
Source: RefSeq, a predicted model, not a curated record